Molecule: messenger RNA, 878 nt
Organism: Tilletiaria anomala UBC 951
Lineage: Eukaryota; Fungi; Basidiomycota; Exobasidiomycetes; Georgefischeriales; Tilletiariaceae
Exons: 7
Coding region: 173-643 (156 amino acids)
Source: RefSeq, a predicted model, not a curated record
UUCAGCAGUUGAUUACUUCCUCACCUUCUUCAAUGCUAUCAUUUGCGUCUCAUCUCUUCACCCCUUUCGGAACAUGUCAGCCGCAGGCCCCAUCUACCGAAUCUUGGAAUUGUCCUACUGGUUACCAUGAAAUGUAUCCGAGUGAUGCUUUCUAGCUUGGACAUAGUCCAAGAUGACAGAAGAUAUCAAGCAUUGUACAAACGACUUCGUCAGCACCGGCGCUGGCCAGUCAGUCCAAUUGGCAGCCAUCAGACGUGCCCGUGCGGCACCUCAAGGAUAUCAAGAGCUGCGACAAGAGGAAUCACAACGGCUGCACCGACUCAAGUCCGUUUGCCAAUUCGUACGUUUUGCAAUCGGUCGAUCUCUCUCAAGACAUCAUGGGCCAAGUUCAAACCCCCUGAAUGAUAUCUGUUUCCGGAACCCUAUGGACGGAAAGCUGAAGCGAACCAGCCAGAUUCUCGAUACGAUUCCAGGCAUUUCGCGCCUUGAACAGGUAGUCCUCCAACAAGGUCGAAGCGUGCAUUUGUAUUUGAAAAAUAUCAUCAACAAAUCAGGCAGUACGGUCGGCGUCGCAAGAAGCGCCUUACCAAAAAGUAUUACAUGGGACGCUGCUAGUUUAAGGACGAAGAUAGCUAUCCUGUGAGGGUGCAGGUCCGGUAAUUAUCUGAGGCGGAAGCCACGCCGACCGAAUAAGCAAGAGCACGCCAAAUGGACUUUGCAAAAGUGGUCUCAAUCCUGAUGAUACGCAACAAGGGAUCAGGGACCCACGUCCUACCCGGAAUGAGGGAGCUCAUCCAGGUCAAGUACGUCAUCGGACGUGACAGUGUGCACAGCUGGGCCCUGAGGCAGAUCGGUGGGAGAUGGAAGGAGGGCAGACG